AUGAAAUCAUCAUCGUUCUUCCUUCCGAGCACUACCAUCACCACCACAAAACUCACCAACGCAAGAGGUAAUCUUCUUCGCGAUUCAAUCCUUGCCAACAGCACUGGGUGUUGUUCUCUUUUCUCAACCAUCACCACCACACCCAUUACAAUUCCUUUUGCUAGAAAUCUUGCUAGAAAUCUUCAUCAUUCAAAUUCCCCAAAGUUCUUCCCCUUUUUAUUCUCUCAUCAUCGAGAUGGCAAUUCAUCCCAUCCUCAUCAUUCUUUAAAUUCCCCCAAUCAACACUUUUACAAUUUGCAAAUUUCUAAUCAUCAUCCUUCUCAUAGAUUCUUCUCAACCUUCCCUUCAGAUGCACAACAGGAAAUGACGGAUCUAGAAAUAAUCAUGGAUGAAGAACAAGAACCUCUCGAAAUGAUGCUUCCUCUAUCCACAACCGAAGUCAUUCCUCCAAAGAAACACAAACCCUUUUCUAAAAAUCCUCCAACAACAAGUACCACUUUCACUCGUAAUCAAUUUACCAAUCUUCUUAAAACUUUAAUCAAAUCCAAUAUAUCGGAAAAGAAAUUUGAGGAAUACUUGACAUUAUUUCCAGCAGAACGCUAUGAUAAUACCAUUAACACGUUAAUUAUGCGCUUUUACUCGACUAGACACAACUUUGCAAUGGUCGAAGCAGUCAUGAAAAGGAUCAAAAAUCCUGAUCUUUUUGUUUACACACAAUUAUUGAACGCUUACUCCCUCGAAGGAAAUGAGCAAAAGGCUGAAGAAAUAUUCAAACAAAUUUCACAUCCAGAUAUAUUCGUCUACAAUAGCAUGUUGACAGUUUAUGCAAGGCAGAGGAAUAUUGGAAAAUUUGAAGGAUUGCUUCAACAAAUGAAAUCUAAAGCUUAUCCCAAUGGAAUUACUUAUUCCAUUAUUUUAGACGCCUAUUUCAAAGUGGAAAAUUUUGACAAGGUCGACUCGUUAUUCGAAGAUAUUGUAAAGAAAUGUGCAACAGGCGAACUUGAACCUAGUUACAUUGAUGUUCAACUUGUGAACACAUAUUUAACUUGCUUGGUACAUUCAGCGCAAUACCAGAAAGCUUUAAACUGUUUUAACAAGUACGUGUUGGGAGAGAGAAUUGAACAAUUUCUUCAGGAUAUGAAGGAAAAAAAGACUCUCUCUCGUGGCUCAGGCCCUCUUGGUGUUCGACCCAACGAAAGAACCAUCUUACUCAUGUUGUGUACUUUUGAAGGCAUGAAGGACGAGAAGAAUUUCGAAAAUCUUAUCACUAUUAUGAGGUUCUACAAGAUUAGGCCAAAUAUUUACAUUACUUCCAAGUUGAUGCAAUACUUUUUCAUGCGAAAAGAAUUUAAAAAGGUGAUUGAUGUGUAUACAUUUUCUAGAUUGGGCUGGUUCAAACGCUCCUAUUCAUUAGUGAGGUACAUUUCACAGAGUUAUGCAGCCCUCGAUGAUACAGAACAUCUCCUCCAAUAUAUUACACGCUUGGAAGAAGAGGGAGAAAUUCAAUAUUUCAAUGUUCAUAGCUUAAUCUAUGCGUUGGCACUCGUGAAACGACCAGAUGUGGCCGAGAAACUCUUCCACAAGUACAAGAGCCAAACCAGCAAUGUUUCUUACUUGUUAAGAAUGUACAAUGCCAUGUUGUUGUGCCUUAUUAGAAGUGGAUUGCAGGAAAAGGCGAUUCAAUUUUAUAAGAGCUAUCCCUUCAAGCCCAAUUCCAUCACCAACAGAAUUUUGUGCGAGAAAUUUGACCGUCGCCCAGAAAAUACUUUAACAGCAACAAAAAAAGAUUAG
Molecule: messenger RNA, 1791 nt
Organism: Naegleria fowleri
Lineage: Eukaryota; Heterolobosea; Eutetramitea; Acrasida; Naegleriidae
Exons: 1
Coding region: 1-1791 (596 amino acids)
Molecular function (GO): protein binding
Source: RefSeq, a predicted model, not a curated record